UGCACAAAAGAAAAAAAUAGUUAAAAAUCACUGUUAGUUUAUCUUGGCGUUAACUUAACUCCAAAAAGUUAAUUUGGGUUGCAAGAAAGAAAAUUAUUUAAAAGUAGCGUUAAGUUAACGCUAACUUUAACUGACCUCCUAACCCCAAGAUAAAUCCCUAUUUUGGAGUUAGUUGAAACAAAAUGGUGGACAAUCAGGCCCUGUUUGUGGCUUUCCAGCCAUUUUUUCAAGCUCCACGGCAUUUUAGAGAAAGAAUCAACCACUUGGAGUUCUUCAAUGACAAAAAACUUUUUAAAAGAUACCGUUUUUGCAGAGAAACUAUUGUUUUGAUAGUUGAUAUGCUCAGGGAGGACAUUGAAAGUGCGACCAACAGAAGCCAUGCAAUUUCGCCUGAGGUGCAAGUCUUGAUUGCUCUCCGUUAUUUUGCAUCUGGAGCUUUCUUUGAAGUUAUUGGGGACACUUUCGGUGUAGACAAAGCGAGUGUAAGUCGUGUGGUGCACAGGGUGGCUGGCCUGUUAGAUGCUGCACGGGACGAUUUUAUUGUGUGGCCCCAGUCGGUGGAGGAGAGGCGUCGAAUUCAAGCUGGAUUCUAUGCGAUCGCACAUUUUCCCAAAGUAUUGGGAUGCAUCGACGGCACGCACAUCAGAAUAAUAUGCCCCAGUGAGCCACGUCCUGAUGCUGAUCACAUCCCAGAACCAGCCAAUGCUGCUGAGAAUGACCAGGAGAUGCGAGAUGACCAGAUAGGCCUACAUGCUCCUGAUCCUGCACAUGCACCUGCACUGCCCAUGCCUGCAGAUCGCGAAGGCGAAGCCAUGGAAGAAGCAGAACAACCCGCGCAAGUUCCUCCAGCUCCAGCCUACGAAGCAUCUUUUGUAAACAGGAAGGGAUAUCACUCCAUCAACGUGCAAGCAGUGGUUGACGAUAAGGGAAAAUUCACCAAUGUAGUUGCACGUUGGCCAGGGGCAACCCAUGAUGCCUUUAUUUGGAGGAACAGUGACCUUAAAGAGCACCUGGAACUGACAAACCCCAGAGGUGAAGAUGGACUGUUGCUAGGAGAUAGUGGAUACCCUUGUAUGCCGUAUCUCAUCGUCCCGUACGGAGCACCCACAACAGAAGCCCAGCAGAGAUUGAACACUUCCUUAUGUGCCACAAGAGUGAGGAUAGAACAUGCCUUUGGAGUGUUAAAGAGGAGGUUCCAUGUUCUCCAUGGGGAGAUUCGUAUGCAGCCAGACCGUGUAGUUAAGAUCAUCUCUGCCUGUUUUGUCCUGCAUAAUAUUGCAAAGAUGAGAGGAGAACGUGACCCCCGGCCAGAAGACGACGACAGUGAUGACGAAGAAGAUGAUGAAGAUGAUGAUGAGGAGUAUGCUGGCCCAAACUCUGGCAGUGUUUACAGGGACUACCUCGCCAAUCGCUACUUUGCUUAAUUGACUGUGAUCCACUGCAACCUGAGUGAGGGGAUAUAUCAAAACAGUGGAAGCUACAGCCAGUGAAUUUUCCAAUUUCAAACUUAAAAACUAUAACUAUAUGUAUUGCAUAAUCAACACUCGCGUAAGAAAUAUACCAUAACAUUUUCAUCAUGUCACUGACACUGUAGCUUCUAAUUUUGAUACAUUCCCUUUGUGUUUUAAAUAACUUGAUAUUUACUAUAUAUUUACUAUUUAAUAUAUUUAAUAUUUAAAAAAUUCAA
Molecule: messenger RNA, 1687 nt
Organism: Lineus longissimus
Lineage: Eukaryota; Metazoa; Nemertea; Pilidiophora; Heteronemertea; Lineidae
Product: putative nuclease HARBI1
Exons: 2
Coding region: 183-1424 (413 amino acids)
Source: RefSeq, a predicted model, not a curated record